AUGAACCAGUCCAGAUGGAUUGAAUGGAGGACUCUGAAUGUGAGCAGUAGUGUUAUGAACAUAUCUGAGCAUCUCUCCUGCCCUCUUGGAUUUGGUCACUACAAUGCAGUUGACAUCUGUAUCCUUGAGACAGUUGUUAUUGUCUUGCUAACGUUUUUAAUUAUUGCGGGUAACUUAACUGUUAUAUUUGUUUUUCACUGUGCUCCACUUCUGCAUCAUUAUACCACCAGCUAUUUUAUUCAGACCAUGGCCUAUGCUGAUCUUUUUGUUGGAGUUAGCUGCUUGGUUCCUACUUUGUCACUGCUUCACUAUUCGACAGGUGUCCACGAGUCCUUGACAUGUCAAGUUUUUGGAUAUAUCAUCUCUGUGCUAAAAAGCGUAUCUAUGGCAUGUCUUGCUUGCAUCAGUGUGGAUCGCUAUCUCGCUAUAACAAAGCCUCUCUCCUAUAAUCAACUGGUCACACCAUGUCGCUUGAGAAUCUGCAUCAUUUUGAUCUGGAUAUACUCUUGUCUGAUCUUCUUGCCUUCCUUUUUUGGUUGGGGAAAACCUGGUUACCACGGAGAUAUUUUUGAAUGGUGUGCUACCUCCUGGCUAACUAAUGCCUAUUUCACGGGCUUUAUUGUGUGCUUACUAUAUGCUCCUGCUGCCUUUGUCAUAUGUUUCACCUAUUUCCACAUCUUUAAAAUUUGCCGGCAGCACACCAAAGAGAUAAAUGAUCGGAGAGCUCGAUUUCCUAGCCACGAAGUGGAUGCUGCUGGGGAGACUGGCCACAGCCCUGAUCGCCGCUAUGCCAUGGUUUUGUUUCGGAUAACCAGCGUGUUCUACGUGCUGUGGCUCCCUUAUAUUAUAUACUUCCUGCUGGAGAGCUCCAGGGUGUUGGAAAACCCAGCACUUUCCUUCUUAACAACGUGGCUUGCUAUAAGCAAUAGUUUCUGCAACUGUGUGAUAUAUAGCCUCUCCAACAGUGUUUUCAGACUGGGACUCCGGAGGCUGUCAGAGACAAUAUGUUCAUCUUGUAUGUGUUUAAAAGACAGGGAUGUACGGGACCCUAAACCGAGAAAACGGGCUAAUUCCUGCUCUAUUUAAGGAGAACUGGCGCAUGUAAUCAAACGUGGAGUUUUGAUAGUAUUUGAUAUAUCCGGAAACUUGCCAGAACAGAAAUAUUUACUUGAAUAGUUUGCUAUAGUCUUAGAGAUGAAUUUAAAAGGGAUUUC
Messenger RNA from Rhea pennata, 1214 nucleotides. It is a transcript of the gene GPR52, whose product is annotated as G protein-coupled receptor 52. Bases 1 to 1086 code for a protein of 361 amino acids. The record is from RefSeq and is a predicted model, not a curated record. Gene Ontology annotation, biological process: G protein-coupled receptor signaling pathway; cellular response to light stimulus; phototransduction. Gene Ontology annotation, cellular component: plasma membrane. Gene Ontology annotation, molecular function: G protein-coupled photoreceptor activity. The transcript has a single exon. NCBI's taxonomy places the organism in Eukaryota, Metazoa, Chordata, Aves, Rheiformes, Rheidae.